AUGAUCAGAAUUGAGACAAAUUCAACAAGAGAGGUUGUGUUAGAGGUUUCCGAGGUAGAAAUAAUGGAGGUCGAGGUUCAAAAUAUUCAUGAAGAGGAGGACAACAUGAGAGUUCCUCACAAUCAAGAGGUAGUUCCUCACAUUCGAGAGGUAGUUCCUCACAUUCGAGAGCCUGAGUCAAGUAGCAAAGAAGAAGAUGGUAACAGGAUUACCCCAAAUUCAAAAGAGUGA
This is a messenger RNA of Sphenostylis stenocarpa, 231 nucleotides long. Lineage: Eukaryota; Viridiplantae; Streptophyta; Magnoliopsida; Fabales; Fabaceae. The record is from the annotation of a GenBank genome assembly.